Messenger RNA from Stegastes partitus (bicolor damselfish), 1314 nucleotides. It is a transcript of the gene dcps, whose product is annotated as decapping enzyme, scavenger. Gene Ontology annotation, biological process: deadenylation-dependent decapping of nuclear-transcribed mRNA. Gene Ontology annotation, cellular component: P-body; nucleus. The transcript is spliced from 6 exons. NCBI's taxonomy places the organism in Eukaryota, Metazoa, Chordata, Actinopteri, Pomacentridae. The record is from RefSeq and is a predicted model, not a curated record. The coding region runs from base 31 to 1023 and encodes 330 amino acids. Gene Ontology annotation, molecular function: RNA 7-methylguanosine cap binding; hydrolase activity.
CAGACGAUCUUCGGUUCCAGCAGCAGGAACAUGGCAGAGUCGGCGGCGAAACGAAGAACUGACAGCGGUGCAACUGAUGAAUUAUCCCUGGAAGUGAAAAGGCCGAAACCUGAGCAUGAAAACGGCCGAGAAGCUAAACAGGAACCUGAACGUGAAAAUGUUCUGUCUGGAUUUAAAACCUCCGCCGUGUUGAGUGACUCUGCCCGAGAGAAAACCAUCUUUAUCCACGGAAAGGUGGCUGAUCAGGAUGCUGUGGUGAUCCUGGAGAAGACUCCCAUCAGACAGGACUCCCUGGCUGAGCUGCUCAGUGGCUCCACGCUCCAGCUGGAGAUGAGAAACGACAUCUACAGCACGUACCGGCUGCAGGCUCCCCCUCACCUCAAUGAGAUUAAGACCACAGUCGUGUGUCCAGCCACAGAGAAACACGUGAAGAAAUACCAGCGUCAGGAGAGCUUCCUGGUGGAGGAGACAGGAGACGACUAUCAGUCCAUCACUCUUCCCUACAUCCAGAAACAGAGCUUCAGCGUGCAGUGGGUUUACAACAUCCUGGAGAAGAAGGCCGAAGCCGAGCGGGUCGUUUAUGAAGAUCCAGAUCCAAAGGUCGGCUUCGUCCUCCUGCCUGAUUUCAAGUGGGACCAGAAGCAGGUAGACGAUUUAUACCUGAUCGCCAUCGUACAUCAGAGGAACAUCAAGAGUCUGAGAGACCUGACGUCGGAGCAUCUACCGCUGCUGCAGAACAUCUUCCAGAAGGGAAAGGAGCAAAUCCUGCAGCGCUACAAGCUCCCAUCCAGUAAGCUGAGGGUCUACCUGCACUACCAGCCCUCCUACUACCACCUGCACGUCCACUUCACCAAGCUGGGCUACGAGGCUCCGGGCUGCGGCGUCGAGCGAGCCCACCUCCUCGCCGACGUCAUCCAGAACCUCCAGUCCGACCCGCGGUACUAUGAAACCCGGACGCUGUACUUCCCCCUGAGGGCAGAUGACGGGCUGCUGAGCAAGUUCAAGGAGGCAGGAAGGCUGUGAUGGACUGUAGGUUUCCAUCCUCUUCUAGAAAGUCCGAUGACGUCGGAGUCCGUCCAUUCUGCAGGAGAGCAGUUUGAUUGUUUUAAUGUCCCAGAACCAAGUUUUGUAUGACGGUGUUUUAAACUUUUAUUGUUCUGUUUUUGAUGGAUGCAUCAUUAGCUCGUGUUUUUCUGAUCAUGACGAGGACAGAACACAGGAGUGGACGAGACAAACCAGUGGUCAUCAUUAUUUUCUGUUUUUAAGACGUUUUUUUCAUGUUUGUCUGAAUUAAAGUCCCUUUUUUCUACUGAA